Messenger RNA from Dovyalis caffra, 396 nucleotides. Lineage: Eukaryota; Viridiplantae; Streptophyta; Magnoliopsida; Malpighiales; Salicaceae. The record is from the annotation of a GenBank genome assembly.
AUGGUUUCGGAGGCCGAGGCUGCGGCAGGCGAGUGGAUAUUAGUUUCCGGUCGGGCCAAAGCCGGCACUCGCUCGAAUCGGCAAUGUCGAUCUCGACGGGAUUCGCCCUCUCGGUCGGGGCAGCAAUCGGACGAACGAGUUCGGGAAUCUCAUCUAGCCCCUUCGAUUCGGAUAGAUAAGGGUAAAGCGCCUAUGGUAGACGCUUCACCGGUAGAGCUAGUGGAUUCUUUGGUUGGCGCAGGCGUGCGGCCAGUAAAUGCUAGGGCGCGGCGCGCGAGGGGACAGCCUCUAGCGAAUGACCGGUUUAUGCGGCUCCGAAUAGGCGAAGCGAAGAUAGGCGCAACCGAUGGGGCUUUGUUGGAUAUGGUUAGUGCCGGCUUGCUAGACCUCUUGUAG